GAAAAACUAGGACGAGCGAAUAACCAACAUUCGCAUUACAAGCCUUGGACGUGGAACGAGACGAACUCGACUUUGUUAAAGCUCCAACCUCGCAUUGCUUGUAUUCUUUAUAGUCAAACGCGCAAACGCAAACGCAAGCAAACCCCAAAUCUAUAUAAUAAUGGCCGCAUCAAUAGUAACCGGUUCCGACUCGGUCGUCUACGAGCGCCGGAUAGCCCGCAUCCAUAGAUACCACUGGCCCGCUAUUCAACUUAACGUAUGGAUGCUCAUAAUGCUGGCGGCAUCGUGCUGCAUCAUCGGUGUCUUCGCUACCUUUAUCGGCGUCCAACAACAGCUGGAACUCUAUGUUCCCUGGUACUUCCCUUACUUUAUCACCGUCUCAGCAUUAACAAUCGUCUAUAUCGCCACGCUGCUAUGGCUUAUAGCCCAACGACGGCUCCUCCCUUCCAUAGUCAUACUCGGCUCCUUCAUGUUCUUCGUGCUCUGGAUGGUAGGGCUCAUCGUCGUCAGUAUUGAAUUAUGGGGCCCCGUCGGUUCCGUCAGCUCGAAUUGUAACCUUUUGGUAUGGAGCACGUCGCCGACGGGAAAUAACCAGGGGACAUUGGCGUGGUUGGAGCAAAGAUCUAUAUGCCAAUCGUGGCAAGCAGUUUUUGCUUUCGCUCUGAUCGGGUGCAUAUUUUUACUAUGGAUCAUCGUGAUGGCGAUACAGGUGUUUUACGAUGACGCCUAAUUUAUUACGAGAUGUACGACUUAACAUGCGGGUUUAUGUGUUAUGUCUCAUGGGCCAGCUCUACUAUGCCUAGAGCCUGAUUAUUAUUUUUUAAGAGCAAGACGAUUGGCUAUCCGACGAAAGUUUCCGGCGUCUCGGUGUAAAGACGUUGAGUUUGAACUUUUUUUAUUUAAAUGAAAAAAAUGUUUUCUAUUUGAGAGAUAUGCCCAUCUUUCUUGGGUGGAUUAACCAACCCAUUGCCUCAUACCCUUUCUUCGAUUAAGGAACGACGAUAUACUGGACAAUCCAGAUGUCAGUUAUGACCCUCCAUAGCUAUUUGUUGGUAGCCUCUCCACGUGAAGGAUUGAUUAGAUAUUAUUAUAAACACAAUAUAUCCUCCCUCAUAACUCGACAGCACGAUGUUCGCACCUAGUUGGAAAUCUUAGGGUUGACUUUGUUUC
Molecule: messenger RNA, 1170 nt
Organism: Daldinia vernicosa
Lineage: Eukaryota; Fungi; Ascomycota; Sordariomycetes; Xylariales; Hypoxylaceae
Exons: 3
Coding region: 161-730 (189 amino acids)
Source: RefSeq, a predicted model, not a curated record